AUGGCAAGACCCAAGAUUUGCAAAAACUUUGCCAGAAGGGGAACCUGUUCCUUCAAAAACUGCAAGUUUCAACACGUAAAUGACCCCGGAAGGCGAGACGACGACCAAUCAAAACGGGACGCGAGACCCAAAAGACCGGAGCUGUCAGAUUCAGAGAAACGAUUUCAAUCCUGGAAGGAUACCCUAGCCACAGACUCCCGUUCGUCUCGACCAGGUCGCGCGAAGUUGGAGAACUUCUUCCGGGAUGCUCGACAGUUUGUCGAAGUCGACGCUGGUCUUAUGCAAGAUGUGAUACGCGAACUAGCUGGGGAGACAGGAUUGGAACGUAUCCGAGAUCUUGUGGAGGAGAAAUUCCCCAAGGCUGAGUCGAUGGCAAAGGGAGAAGUCUUCCGGUCACAGGUCCUUCCUCUGCUGGAAACCGUCUCGCACCCUAGGGUUUUAUCCUCGCUGAUCUUGGAACAAGCAGUGGGAACUAUUUUCAACGUGCUCUUUGGUAUCAAUGGUCGCAGGGCAGCGCUAUUCCUGAGCUCAAUAUGCGAUGUGCUAUCGACAACCAGCAACGAGGAGACAGCCGUGGAGUGGUUGGAAGUUUCACUGCUCGUCUUUGCAAAAAUCGUCGAUCUCAACUCCACCGCAUUCGUUCAGGAUACACUCAAAGACCAAGCAAACAGGUUUCAGCAGCUCUUUCUCCAGAUGACCGAGAGUGGCCUGGCAAGCUCUCUCCACCACUCGCGCAAUCUUCUCGACCACCUUCUGCGCCGACUGGAAAUUGGCAGCUUGCUACCAUCUGCACCUGCGAACGAUAAGCCCAAAUGUGAACCGAAGUCUACUGCAACAUUUACCGUACAUCGCGAACCCCCCGGUGGCAGACAUGAUAACGAUCAUACCGAUAUUGUGAAGAUCGCGAUCAUGCCAACCCUAGAUGAGAUCCAGAGCUCGCGUAUCGAAUAUCUACCCGUCAAUGAUCCUAGCCAGUGGCAUGUUGGUGGUCUGGACGGUUUGUUGGACCGGAAUUUCCGCCUACUAAGAGAAGAUACAAUUGGUCAGCUGCGCGAUGCUAUUCAUCAGGAGCUCAAGGGGUCAAAAGGAUCAGGCGGACGGACUUCCCAGGUCCGGACACACAUCUAUCCUCAUGCAACGAUCGGACAGAUCUACUUUGACAAAUUCCUUGGUUUCCAAUUCAAAGUCCAAUUUCCUCAACCGCCACGGGUCAGUGAGAUGUCCGCCAAGGAUCGGGAAAACUGGUGGCAGUUGUCGAAGCGUUUGCAAUCCGGUGCUCUUGUGUGUCUCAUUAUGAAUGGACGCAAUGGAAAGACUGUCGUCUUCUGUACCGUCGUGGACGGCCAAGUCAGGUCCUCCAAAAAGCAAACAGACGAUGCCAAUAAAGCAAGUGAAGCUGCGGCAUCCCUGUGGGCUGACCCAAAGGAAGCAUCAGUCAAGAUGACGCUGGUCGAUGCGAAACCCGGAAUGGUCCGCACAAUAUUGUACAAGGUCCUGAAUAAACGCGAUUUUUCUGUUGUCGAAUUCCCAGGUAUUCUACUGGCUGGAUUCGAACCAACCUUGCGAGCUCUGAAGAAAAUUAAGGAGGACAGGGAGCUACCAUUCAUAGAGAUUCUGGUCCCGAACGGCGAUGUUGGCCCAGUUGAUAUUCCUCCUCCCCUUUAUGCGUUGAGACCCGGAUUUCGCUUCAACCUUCGUUGCUUGAUGAAUAACAAGGCCGAUUUAUUCAUCCAAGCCAAUAAACCAGUCGAUAUAGAAUGCUUGCAACGCAACUCAACCCUCGACAGAGCCCAAGCGAUGGCCUUGGUCCAUAGCCUUCAACACCGAAUUGGCUUGAUCCAAGGGCCUCCUGGUACGGGUAAGAGUUACACAGGUGUCGCGCUUAUCCGAGUCCUGCUGGCAAAUAAAAAGCAAGGAAAGACAAAUCUUGGUCCUGUGUUAUGUGUUACUUAUACGAAUCAUGCUCUGGAUCAGUUGUUGGAUGCUCUCAUUGACAAAGGAGUGACGUCGCAGAUAAUCCGGAUCGGUUCGCAGUCCAAGUCCGACCAGCUGAAGUUUCUCAAUCUGCGACACAUCGCGAAGGAUGCCGAGAAGACCAAGAGGGAGCGAGAAGAUCAAUAUCGCCUCCAUUGCGAGAUAGAGGAGUGCGAGGAAGAGUUCUCUGCCCUGAAAAUCAAUCAGGACUUGUUAGCCACUCAUCUCAUCCCUCACCUGCACGAAGUAUAUCCACGCUAUUAUUCUGGUCUGUUCGGUAAAGACGAAGACGGUUGGGAGACGGUUCAGCACGGCAAGCCUAGUGAUGUGAUCAGGCGUUGGGUCCAGGCUGGGGGACCAGGAGAUGAGAUACGACAUUUCGACGUACUCAUGUCACUAAAUCCGUCUCAAUUGUCCCAAAAAGAAAGAGAGGCUCUGUACCAGAUAUGGACGAAAGAAGUCAUUAAGCUGGUGCAUGAUAAAGUCACGCGGCUCUGCUCAGCACACCAUAGGGCCAAAGCCAAUUUCGACAACGUUCGGGACGAAGUGGAUCUUCGCUGUCUGGCAGAUGCUGAUGUUAUUGGAGUCACCACAUCCGGUCUCGCUAGGAAUUUAAACAUGCUGCGAAAGCUACAAUCCAAAGUGGUGAUGUGUGAAGAAGCCGGCGAGGUCCUGGAAGCACACCUUCUCACAGCUCUGUUGCCCUCGGUCGAACACGCCAUCCUCAUUGGUGAUCACCUACAACUCCGUCCGCAGGUUCAAAAUUACGAUCUCUCACGCGAGAAUCCCAGAGGUGGCGAAAAGUACUCUCUGGACGUUUCGUUGUUUGAGCGACUGGUGGAACAGCAGAGUGCCAUGGGUUUAGGUCUUCCGUUCAGCACACUGGAAACGCAGCGUAGGAUGCAUCCCUCCAUCGCCCAACUUAUUCGGGAUACUCUAUAUCCUCAAAUAGAAGAUGCAGAAUCCGUGUCAAGCUAUCCAGAAGUUGUGGGUAUGCGCCGAAGACUGUUUUGGCUGGACCAUCGCGAGCCGGAGGCGGACACGGCCAAUACAAGUCUGCUGGCGACUUCCCACUGGAAUGAGUACGAGAUUCAGAUGACAAUCGCCGUGGUCAAUCAUCUCGUGUGCCAAGGCAAAUAUCACAGCGGCGAAAUUGCUGUCAUUACUCCGUAUCUGGGUCAACUCCAUCGACUACGUCAGCUGUUCUCGCAACACUUCACCGUCACACUUGGAGAACGAGAUGCCGACCAGCUCCAGAGUGCUGGCUUUGAAGCUGGUGAAACUGUUGUCAAGACUGCCGCGAGAGCUACCCUACUGGAAAGUUUGAGAGUCGCGACCAUAGACAAUUUUCAAGGUGAAGAGGCCAAAGUCGUCGUCAUAUCGCUGGUCCGGAGUAACCCUCAGAAUCGCUGCGGGUUCUUGCGUACGUCAAACAGAAUAAACGUCCUCCUAUCACGAGCUCAGCAUGGAAUGUACAUCAUUGGCAAUUCUGAGACUUGUGCUCACGUCCCCAUGUGGGCGCAGGUCAUUGACAUCCUUCGGCAGUCGGGCAAUAUAGGAUCACAGCUGGAAUUGCAGUGUCCCCGUCACCCUGAUACGCCACUCCUUGUUUCCGAGCCCGACCAUUUUUUGCAGCUAUCCCCAGAAGGAGGUUGUAAUCUGCGCUGCAUCAAUCGCCUUCCCUGCGGCCAUGCUUGUGAGCAAAAGUGCCAUUCGCAACUGCUUCACAACGCCGUGUAUUGCCCACAGCCGUGCCCUCGUCCGCGCAAAGGGUGUACCCAUCCGUGCGUCAAGCGGUGUGGUGAUCCUUGCCCCGUUAAGUGUAUGGUGACUGUGUACAAGGAGGAUAGGAAGCUUGAAUGCGGCCAUUCAAUGCCGACUUUGCCCUGCUGGCAAGAUCAGGACCUGUCCACUGUCCGCUGCAAGGUGGCUGUUACCAAGACAGUCGAACGUUGCAAGCAUGAGAUCAGGGUGCAAUGUCAUGAAGAUGUGAAAUUGGCUACUUUUACCGGCCGUGCCAUCAUUGCCUACGGCUUCUUGAUUGGGAGGAUGUCCACAUCGACCACGGAAGAUGCCAGCAAAAGUGCGGCCGCAAGCACUCAACUUGCUCUCACUUCUGCACUGCGGUUUGCCAUGGCGACGAGCCUUGUCCCCCGUGCGAAGAACCUUGUGACGUGCAGUGCAAUCACUCCAAAUGUACCAGGAAAUGCCGGGAGCCAUGCACCCCAUGUGCAGAAGAGCAAUGCUUCUCCAGAUGCCCACACAGCGCGUGCACAAUGCCCUGCGCCGCCCCGUGCAACCACAUUCCGUGCUCCAAACGGUGCGACCAGAAGCUGCAGUGUGGUCACCAAUGCCCGUCGUUGUGUGACGUGUGGAAGUGAAGAAAUCAAACACCAGGUUGUGGACUUUAUCUUGGGCGAGACGUACGAGAACAUCAACCUGGACGAAAAUCCGUGCAUCUUCCCUCGCUGUGGCCAUUUCUUGACCAUGGAAAGCAUGGACGGGCAAAUGGCCUUGCAAGAGCACUAUGAACUCGAUGAACAAGGAAGACCUAUGUCGAUCAACGAUGCGUCGCGCCCGUUCUCCAUGGAUGAUAUCAAGACGUGUGCUACCUGUCGUGGGUCAUUGAGAGAUCUUGCCAGGUACGGUCGACUUGUGCGGCGAGCGCUCCUGGACGAAUCCACCAAGAAGUUCAUCCUUUACUUGAAUCGUGAAUACGUUCCACUGGAGGAGGAGCUCGCCCGACAGGUGAAGCUAAUGCAGGAAACAGACGUUGCACGUAGAAAAGGACCAGUCUGGCCCGACCAUCUGCAACUCGACGGCUCAAUCCAGCAGAAUGUCAAGACAAUGGCGGAAUUAGUUCACCACACAUCCCCUGGCCGGUGGGAGAAUAUAACCAAGCUUCGUAGCAAGGUCGUCGCCUACCACAAACGAGUAGCCUUGGACGAACAGCCCUACGACCGAGUCCGCAGCAUGGUCGAAAACGCCAAACGAAGGAACCAGACCGACGGAGACUUUGACUUCGACAACACCAUACUCCAGUCCAAGGGCGUCCUCCUCGCUACCGCCCUGAACCUCCGUCUCGACAUCGCCCUGCUAGCCGAUUUCCUUACCGUCAAGGGCCGCGCCUCGUCACAAACGGGCAAUAUCACUAUCUCCCUCAACCUUCAAGACGCAAGAGAUCAGUGCUCCGCACUCAUAAACCUCGCAGAGGACUCCGGCCGUAUCCGCCAGCAAGCAGAGGGCCACACUUUCCUUGCGCACCUCCACGCCCUGGAAAGAUCCCAGACCCUUUCUCCACAAGCCGCGGAGACACACCUUCAAGACGCGCAAGUCGCUGUCGCUCGCGCGCGAUCCCUCUGCACGCAGCACCUAAGCCAGACGAGAGGUCUUCUACCCGAUAUCGAGAGCGUCGACAAAAUGCUCCGGGACUCGACUUUCUACACCUUGGUGACGAACGAAGAGCGCAUGGCGGUGGUAGCGGCCAUGGCGCGCGAGUUCCAUGGCACGGGACAUUGGUAUUAUUGCCGGAAUGGACACCCCUUUACGAUUGGUGAGUGUGGGGGUGCGAUGCAGCAGACGGCGUGUCCUGAAUGCGGGGAGCCGGUUGGGGGCAGGGAGCACCGGGUUGCGGAGGGGGUGACGAGGGCUGAUGAUUUGGAGAGAUCGUUUGAGGGGAUGCAGCUGUGA
Messenger RNA from Aspergillus udagawae, 5664 nucleotides. Its product is annotated as putative NF-X1 finger and helicase domain protein. NCBI's taxonomy places the organism in Eukaryota, Fungi, Ascomycota, Eurotiomycetes, Eurotiales, Aspergillaceae. Gene Ontology annotation, biological process: regulatory ncRNA-mediated heterochromatin formation. The record is from RefSeq and is a predicted model, not a curated record. The transcript has 4 exons. Gene Ontology annotation, cellular component: nuclear RNA-directed RNA polymerase complex. Gene Ontology annotation, molecular function: metal ion binding; helicase activity. Bases 1 to 5664 code for a protein of 1887 amino acids.